Molecule: messenger RNA, 2360 nt
Organism: Dunckerocampus dactyliophorus (ringed pipefish)
Lineage: Eukaryota; Metazoa; Chordata; Actinopteri; Syngnathiformes; Syngnathidae
Gene: traf3
Product: TNF receptor-associated factor 3
Exons: 14
Coding region: 151-1926 (591 amino acids)
Biological process (GO): positive regulation of JNK cascade; regulation of cytokine production; regulation of defense response to virus
Cellular component (GO): plasma membrane signaling receptor complex
Molecular function (GO): tumor necrosis factor receptor binding; zinc ion binding
Source: RefSeq, a predicted model, not a curated record
AUUCCCACGAUAGUACCGAGAGGACCCACUGAGUCUUGGAAGCCGGAGCGGACCAUGAGGAGGCCCGCGGCUUGGGAGGAAGCGGCAGGUCGGCGGUUUGAAUCCCGCAGAGACGCGUCGAGGAGCUGCUGAGACCAACUGAUUCAUGUCAUGUCAGCUGGACGCAGUGUUGACAGGAGGGAGGUGCAAGUUCCCCUCCAGCAGGUGGCACCCUCUCUUGUUCUGCCCCUGUCUGCAGCCCCUCCCAUCACCCCGCCUCCCACCCGACCAGCCAAUCCCUGGCCCCCGAGCGACUCUUCACAAGGUGUCGCUGCGGGUUUCCUGCCGCUUCAUGGUGGCUUCACGGAUCACUUUAUUGAAAGUCCUGAGGAAAAGUAUUUGUGCGAGUCCUGCAGGCUGGUCCUGUGUCAGCCUCGCCAGACCGAGUGUGGACAUCGCUUCUGUCAGAGCUGCAUCACUGACAUCCUCAGUCGUCCCAACCCUGUGUGCCCAGCUGACAUGGAGCCACUGUUCAGUAACAAGAUCUUUCGAGAUGUUUGCUGCCAUCGCGAAAUCAUGGCCCUGAAGGUUUGCUGUCGCUGUGAAAACAAAGGCUGUCAGGAGCAGAUGAGUCUGCAGCAGAUACCCGAGCACCUCACCGUGUGUCCGUUCUUUGAGGUGCCUUGUCCGCUGGGGAAAUGCAAAGAGAGAAUGAUGAGGAAAGAAAUUCCUGACCACCUGAGCUGGAAAUGCAAACACAGAGAGGCCACAUGCGACUUUUGUAUGACCAAGAUGCCGCUCACCGACCUACAGAAACAUCAAGAGACGGUGUGUCCGGCGUUCCCCGUGUCUUGCCCUAACCUCUGCUCCUUCUCCUCGCUGCCACGGCGCGAGCUGGCCAGUCACCAACACGAAUGUCCCAAAGCUCAGGUGAGCUGUCCGUUUCAUCGCUACGGCUGCUCCUACAAAGGAUUGAAUCAGGACGUCAGACAACACGAGACCACUUUUGCAGCCGAGCACCUGAAAAUGAUGCGGGUGAAUAACGUUUCCUUGGAGGGCAAGGUGGAUGAGGUCAAAGGUGAGUUGAUGGACAAGUGUAAAGUUCUACCUGUCCUCAGCACUCGUCUGUGCGAAGUGGAAAACCAGAACAACGAGCUGAGAGAGAAGAAUCGACACAUGGAGCAGAAAGUGGCCUCCAUGCAGAAGCUGAUGAGCUCUCAUUCAGAGAAGCUUUUGGAGGUGGAGCUUGAGCUUCGUUCUCUCACUUUGCUCAGAGAUGAGCUGGACAAACUCCGCCUAUCUCUGGACAAUGUCCGCAGCAGACUCAACACUGUGGAACAAGGAGGACGCUCCGGCAGUGGAACGCUUACUUUAGCCUCUCUAGAGACGCAACUGCAUCGCCAUGGCGACAUGCUGAGCGUGCACGACAUCCGACUGGCCGACAUGGACCUGCGUUUCCAGGUGCUGGAGACGGCGAGCUACAACGGGACGCUUAUCUGGAAGAUCCGUGACUACAAGAGACGGAAACAGGAAGCAGUGGCUGCAAAGACGCUGUCAUUGUAUUCACAGCCGUUCUAUACGGGAUAUUUUGGCUAUAAAAUGUGCGCACGCGUCUACCUGAACGGAGACGGCAUGGGCAAGGGGACGCACCUGUCGCUCUUCUUCGUGGUGAUGAGGGGCGAGUAUGAUGCUCUGCUGCCUUGGCCCUUCAAACAGAAGGUGACUCUCAUGCUGAUGGACCAGGGUGCGUCUCGGAAGCACCUGGGAGACGCCUUCAAGCCCGACCCAAACAGCAGCAGUUUCAGACGUCCUGCUGCAGAGAUGAACAUCGCCUCCGGAUGUCCUCUUUUCGUGUCCCAGAGUGUCCUGGAGUCUGGCAGUUACAUCAAGGACGACACCAUUUUCAUCAAGGUUACCGUGGAUACAUCCGACCUUCCUGAUCCGUGACCGUGUGACAUGUCCUUGCAACGCCUACCCGGUAGUGAUAAUUGGGGAGGAGCCUCAUCCAGCAGACAGCCAGUCCAGCAGUAGCUAACCAAUUAGAGUGUGGUGAGGACAUUGUUACUGAUGCUGUGCAUCAAGCUUCACUUCCUGUUGCGAACUUCCUGUUUACUGAGGCAUGCUGGGAAAUCGGCCGCCGCCACUGAGGAGUUGUGAAAGCACUCAAAUGUUCAUGAACGCUGUAACGAUAAAGUGCUUCUUCAAGUUGGACUCAAAAAAACAAAGCGUCCUUAGGGACGAUGAGUGGACAGAGCUUGUGCCUGAUGACGUUCCUGGAUUGACGUAAGGUUGUGACUUUGAUGGAUGUUCCUCUGUGGCCUCGGAGGUUGUACCGUUUGAAUGUUUGUCCAAAUAAUAAGGAAAUAAGAAAAACCUGUGUG